ACCGCUUCUCUUUACUGACGCCUUCCUAACAAUCAAUAACCGGUCUUGGGAGUUGGCAGAUACUUUCCCUCUCUGGAUGCUCAUCUCAUGACUCCCUCCUAUUGUCUGACUGCUCAUCCAUUUCCUUUGUUGGCUCAUCAACCCUAUUACUGCUAUAACACUAUAAUUGCCUUCGAUGAAUUAAGGACAGAUUUCAAGAGCCCCAUAGACCAGUGUAAUCCUGUUCACGCGAGGGAACGGCUGAGAAACAUCGAACGCAUCUGCUUCCUUUUGAGAAAACUGGUGCUGCCAGAAUACUCAAUUCACAGCCUUUUCUGUAUCAUGUUCCUGUGUGCUCAGGAGUGGCUGACGCUGGGGUUGAAUGUUCCUUUGCUUUUCUAUCACUUUUGGAGGUAUUUCCAUUGCCCCGCAGAUAGUUCUGAACUAGCCUAUGAUCCACCUGUGGUCAUGAAUGCAGACACCUUAAGUUACUGCCAAAAGGAGGCUUGGUGUAAGCUGGCAUUCUAUCUACUCUCCUUCUUCUACUACCUUUACUGCAUGAUCUACACUUUAGUGAGUUCUUAACUGAAAGAUAACCUACGUCAUCAGAGACUGGCAGCAGGAAAAGGACGGAGGCUUGAGGAGAGAAGUCAAUUGACAUUGGAGACUGGAUUGGAGGAGGAGGUGUUUGGAAGCUGAGGCCAUUGGGAGAGCGUGUGGAGGAAAAAAAGAGAGAGAAAGGCAGAAAGACAGAAAGACUGUCUGCAGAACGGAAAGAGUGGAGCCCGUGGGCUGAAUAAACUGUGAUCAUCUCUUGUUACUCUGUGCAUUGCAGGCUUUGGCAUUCCAAAUCCUCCACAUGAGCUGUGUAUCACUCCUGAGGAUUGGGGGAGGUGGGGGAGAGAUACAAAGCCAAGCUUCUCAUGGGGGAGAAUUGCUGCUUACCCAGAGUACUCUAUAAAACCCACUCCCUGCAGUUACUUUUCACACUGGGUUCCUGGUAGCAGUUCAGAUGGACUGUGGGAGUGGAGGCUGGGCUGGCUGGCUCUCUGCGCAGGGAUGGGGAUGGCUGGGUGCAGCAGGCCGGAGCCAGGGAUGUGGCCCGUGCGGACCGAUGGCACUGGAGAAACUCUUCUUGCCUCUCCCAAGCCCUCCCAGUGGCCCCCUGGCUAACGGACAUGUGUGCGGUCUUCCUCUAGGCAGCCCCCAAGAGUAAAGCUUCCAGGGUGGUCAUUUUUGUUUCAUUUUGUUAUGUUCCAAUUGAUUGGUGUUGCUAGGAUUCCAUGGAUAAACUUGCUAAGAAUUCUCUCCAAAGUCAGGUAAAAGAAGAGCACCCCUCCUCCCAACCCCAGUAAUUGUUCAAGACUGGCAAAAAUAACUAUUUACGUGUAUGAAAGGAGCCUGAGUUGUUAACCCCUAGGGAUGAUAUAUCCUGUUACCCUGUAAAAACCAGGUAGCAUCAUUGUUAGGUACUACAGGAAGAAUACAUCAGAAGUCUGGAGUUAGGGGAUCGGGGUUCGAAUGCCAGCUUUACUACUUAUAAAACCCUGAUCAAAUCACUUCUCCUGGGCCUCAGUUUCCCCAUCUGCAUGGUAUCUUCUUAGUGCUACAUGCCGUAUUCUUGUUUUAAUGGGGAAAGCUGCAAAUGCCACUUAAAUAGCCCUUAACUCAGAGUUAGGAAGACCUGGGUUCAAAUAUUGCCUCGAACACUUAGUAGCAUCAUGGCUUUGUGAACAACAACUUCUCUAGGCCUUAGCCUUCCCAUCUGUGUGUUAUUCUCCACUCAGAGCAAGGCAGGGAGCUGGAUUGGGUCACCUCUUAAGCUCUGAGCUUCCUUCUACUCUAUGUCUUUGAUUUCUGUUCUAGAAUCUCUACUAGAGAGCCAGACUUGGAAUCAGAAAGACCCUGCUUCAAGUCUUGCCUCUGAUAGAUACUGUCCACAUGACCCUAGCCAAGUCAUUUACCCUCUCUGUUGUCUAGGCCAGAGGUGUCAGACCCAUUGUCCAACCAGAUGGAAAUGUAACUGAAAAAUGUUUAACAAAAUAAAAAUAUAAAAAAUAAAAAUAAUAUUACACUUUAAAACUAAGUCAAUAUGUGGCCCACAGGCAUCCUUAUGUACAGAUUUGUUCAGUAGUUGUUUUCAGAUGUGUCUGACUCUUUGUUACUCCUUUUAACAUUUUCUUGGUGGAGACACUGGAGUGGUUUUCCAUUUCUUUCUCGAGCUGAUUUUACAGAAGAGGAAACUGAGGCAAACAGGGUUAAGUGACUUGCCCAGGGUCACACAUCUAGUAAGCUUAUGAAGCCAGAUUUGAACUCAGGUCUUCCUGACUCCAGGCCUAGCCCUCUAUCCAUUGUGCUACCUAGCUGCCCCAUGUACAGAUUCAUGGCCCCCAUAUUUAUUUGAGUUUAAUACCACUGUGUUGGCAACUCUCUAAGACUCUAAGUUACAUCAGUCGAGGGAAUUUCCUGACCUCGGGGGGAGUUCUCUAUACUGAUAAGAUCAUGUGUUCAAUCUCUAUUCCUAUUUAUCAUCACUAGUCACACCUUGCUCUGAUAUGGAGAAAAACAAACACAUUCUAUAAAACUUGGUGAGCAUCAGAUACCUGGAAGAGAAGGACAAUACAGUUUUCAGCUUAAAGUUUGUAAUACUGCUUUGUUCAUAUUGUACAGUUUGAUGUAAAGAUAUUUGACCAUUUAGGAAUUUUCCAUUGAAUAUUCUCCCUUUGUUGGAUGGGACUUGUGAAAGGGCUUUGUAUGCAUGACGAAGGCCAGGGGCUUGUUUGAUUGGGCAUAAAUGAUUUCUCUACUGGUUGACACAAAUCGACUAUUUAUACAUGAGCUGGUGCUCAGUUUGAAACCUGUGACUAAGGUUUAUGAAUGGCGUUUGUGUUUCAUGCUGUGUGCUAUGUUUAAAAAUGCAGUGACAACUUGGGUUUCUCACCUAACUGUCUAUCUCAUUUUGUCCUCAUCACAGACCUCUGUAUGGCUUGUAAACUGGUGUGGGAUGGGGUGGGGGG
Molecule: messenger RNA, 2996 nt
Organism: Dromiciops gliroides (monito del monte)
Lineage: Eukaryota; Metazoa; Chordata; Mammalia; Microbiotheria; Microbiotheriidae
Gene: CNIH3
Product: cornichon family AMPA receptor auxiliary protein 3
Exons: 7
Coding region: 88-564 (158 amino acids)
Biological process (GO): regulation of AMPA receptor activity; vesicle-mediated transport
Cellular component (GO): dendrite; synapse
Source: RefSeq, a predicted model, not a curated record